Cyprinodon variegatus (sheepshead minnow) is the source of this 1525-nucleotide messenger RNA. RefSeq names its product cytochrome P450 2G1-like. The record is from RefSeq and is a predicted model, not a curated record. Gene Ontology annotation, molecular function: iron ion binding; oxidoreductase activity, acting on paired donors, with incorporation or reduction of molecular oxygen, reduced flavin or flavoprotein as one donor, and incorporation of one atom of oxygen; heme binding. The transcript is spliced from 9 exons. Gene Ontology annotation, cellular component: cytoplasm; intracellular membrane-bounded organelle. Gene Ontology annotation, biological process: xenobiotic metabolic process. Bases 50 to 1522 code for a protein of 490 amino acids. NCBI's taxonomy places the organism in Eukaryota, Metazoa, Chordata, Actinopteri, Cyprinodontiformes, Cyprinodontidae.
GUUCAGAGAGCACUGCAGAGAAGAGGGAAACCUGUAUACAGUGAAGAGCAUGGAGUUUUAUACAACUCUGCUCCUGGCAGGGCUAAUAGGUCUGAUCUGGUUCUUUUCUGUUAAAAACCAGCAGAGCUACCGUUUACCACCUGGACCAAAUCCACUGCCUCUAAUAGGAAACCUGCCACAAAUAGACAAGAAUGCACCUUUUAAAACCUUUCUGGAGCUCAGUAAGACCUACGGUCCUGUGAUGACCCUCUACCUGGGGUGGCAGCGGGUGGUUGUUCUGGUAGGAUAUGAUACAGUGAAAGAAGCCUUGGUGGACCAGGCAGACGACUUCACAGGCAGAGCGCCUGUGCCAUUUUUGUACAAAGCCACCAAAGGCUUUGGUAUUGGUAUCAGUAACGGGGAACGCUGGCGUCAGCUGCGGCGCUUUACUCUGACAACUUUACGAGAUUUUGGGAUGGGACGUAAAGGGAUGGAGGAGUGGAUCCAGGAGGAAAGCAAACAUCUUAGGGCUCAAAUACGCAAGUACAAAGGUAAACCUUUUGACCCCACGAUCCUUCUUAGUCGCACAGUGUCAAACGUAAUCUGCUGCCUGGUGUUUGGCCAGCGCUUCAGUUAUGAAGACAAGCAGUUUCAGAACCUUCUCAGUUCUAUAUCUAAGUUCAUCAGGUUUAACAGCAGCCCUUCGGGUAUGCUGUACAACAUCUUCCCUUCGGUCAUGGAAAGGCUUCCUGGACCGCAUCAGUCUGUCUUCGCUGGGAUUGAUCAGAUCAGAGAUUUCAUCAAGAUCAAAAUCCAAGAGCAUAAAGAGACGUUGGAUCCCAGCUCACCGAGAGACUUUAUUGACUGCUUCCUUAUCCGGGCUCAUCAGGAGAAAGAUAAUCCAUCUACUGAGUUCCACUAUGAUAACCUGUUAUCUACAGUGCUGAAUUUGUUUGGAGCAGGAACAGAGACCACCAGCUCCACCAUCAGAUAUGCUCUCAGUGUGCUGAUGAAACACAAGGAUAUACAGGAAAAAAUGCAAGAGGAGAUUAACACUGUGAUUGGCAGAGAUCGGUGUCCCAGCAUGGAGGACAGGAAAUCUCUCCCGUUCACAGAUGCCGUCAUUCAUGAGGUUCAGCGUUUUCUGGACAUCGUCCCCUUCAGUCUACCUCAUUACGCCCUAGAGGACAUUUCAUUUAGGGGUUAUGUCAUCCCCAAGGGAACAUCAGUUAUACCUUUCCUGCACUCAGUCCUUAAAGAUGAGAAGCAAUGGGCCACUCCCUUCUCCUUCAAUCCUCAGCACUUUCUAGACCAAAAUGGCAAAUUUCAAAAACUCCCAGCAUUCCUUCCUUUUUCAGCAGGUAAAAGAUCCUGUGUCGGAGAAUCUCUGGCUCGUAUGGAGCUCUUUAUCUUCUUGGUGACGCUCCUGCAGGACUUCAGAUUUUCCUGUCCUGGAGGUCCAGACAGUAUUGACCUCAUUCCAGAAUACAGCACCUUUGCCAAUGUGCCUCGUUCUUAUGAUAUUAUUGCAACACCUCUUUGAAAG